AUGAGAGCGGUCACACGAGUUGUGUUCUCCAAUGGCAACACCGUGGCAAUGAAAAGAUACGCACCCUACUGUCUGCACCCUGGCAAGGACGGGUCUACGGAUGGUCGCGAAGAAAUCACAGUGUGCAAUCCCGCUAGCGGCGAAGAGCUCACUAGGGUAGUGAGUGCAAAUGAAGAAGACGUCCAGACCGCUAUCCUCUCUGCACACGAAGCUUUCAAGGCUGGGAUCUGGUCCAAAACUCCAGCAGCACAUCGUGCGACAGUCCUCAGCAAUCUUGCACGCGCGCUCGAGGCCCGCGUCGAGAACUUCGCCGCAUAUGAGACCCUUCAGACUGGACGUGCCAUCCGUGAGAUGCGCGCUCAGAUCGGCAGGCUACCCCUAUGGCUGGACUACUACGCCUCCCUUCUUCGCACUCAUGCUUCAUAUAUUGCACCAACAUCCGGUCCGUUGAUCAACUAUGUACAAAGAGUUCCUCUGGCCUUUAAUCACCCCCUCUUAAUUGCCGUGAAGAAGAUUGCUCCCGCACUUGCAGCAGGCAACUCGGUCAUUGUCAAACCGAGCGAACUCGCUCCGGCAUCCGUACUGGAAUUCGCAGAGAUGGCCGCCGAAGCGGGAGUACCUCCGGGAGUGCUGCAGGUCCUACCUGGAUACGGCCAUAAGGUCGGGAAAAUGCUUGUUUCUGACCCCAUCGUCAAGAAAGUGGACAUUACCGCGGGCACGAGCACAGGUCGCACGAUUGGCGAGAUCGUGGGCCGCAACCUGUCCCACUUCACCGCGGAGCUCGGCGGGAAGGCUCCCAUCGUCGUCUUUGACGAUGCCGACCUACAGAGUGCCGUGGACGGCGCCGCGUUCGGGUGCUUUAUCGCCUCAGGCCAGACCUGUGUGUCCGGCACCCGGCUGCUGGUCCAGGACAAGAUUUACGACGCCUUCAUGGAGCGCUUCCUACAGAAGGUCGAGAGCAUCACGAGGCGGAUGGGCGACCCCUCGAACCCAAAAUCGACCAUGGGCACCGUCAUCUCCCUGCGCCACCUCGAGCGCAUCGAGGGCAUGGUCCAGCGCGGCGUCGGCACCAUCCUCGCGGGCGGCAAGCGCAUGACCGGUACCUCCACCCUCGACGGCUGCGACUUCUCCAAGGGCGCGUUCUUCCCCCCUACCGUUGUCACCGACGUCCCGACUGAGGACGACCUCUGGCUCGAGGAGCUCUUCGGCCCUGUCGUCGUCGUCAAGCGCUUCUCGGACGACGGCGAGGGCGUGAUGCUCGCAAACGCAUGCAAGUACGGGCUCGGUGCAGGGAUCUGGACGCAGAACCUCGCACGAGCGCACAGGGUCGCGGACGAAAUUGAGGCCGGGAUCGUGUGGGUCAACACGCACCACCGCAACGACCCCAGCUCGCCGUGGGGCGGCAUGAAGGAGAGCGGCGUCGGCAGGGAGAACGGCGUCGAAGCGUUCGAAGCUUACACGCAGUCCAAGUCUAUUAUCGUCAACACGGCGUACCCUGAAGAAUCCAGAGCUGGGGAUUGGUUUGCUGAAGAUGAAGAGGAGAAGAGGUAUGGUUGA
Messenger RNA from Epithele typhae, 1557 nucleotides. Its product is annotated as aldehyde dehydrogenase. Gene Ontology annotation, molecular function: aldehyde dehydrogenase (NAD+) activity. Lineage: Eukaryota; Fungi; Basidiomycota; Agaricomycetes; Polyporales; Epitheliaceae. Bases 1 to 1557 code for a protein of 518 amino acids. The record is from RefSeq and is a predicted model, not a curated record. The transcript has 13 exons.